Molecule: messenger RNA, 2238 nt
Organism: Rotaria sp. Silwood2
Lineage: Eukaryota; Metazoa; Rotifera; Eurotatoria; Philodinida; Philodinidae
Source: the annotation of a GenBank genome assembly
AUGGUAUCAACUUCGACGACACCGUUCGCUUGCAUUGAUAAGUACAGUGCUAUGCCAGGAGAAAAUGAAAUCCUCUUUUCAAUGCAUACCGUAUUUCGUGUUGAUGAUAUUAAACAGACGACAGCGAAUAAUGAUCGUCGUUGGGAGGUACAUUUGACACUUACGGAUGACAAUGAUCCACAACUUAUUGCUCUCACCAAACGCUUAGAAGAAGAAAUUGAUGGCAAGGAAUGGGAUCGAAUGGGUAAACUUAUGCUAAAAAUGGGUCAAUUCAACCAAGCUGAAGAACUCUACAACGAAUUACUGAAGAAUUCUUCCAAUGACAGCGAUAGAGCUCAUGUCUAUAGUCAACUAGGAGAUGUGAAAAAGAACCAAGGACAGUACAAGGAGGCAAUUGAUUUUCAUAAGAACUCUUUACAAAUCAAUCGAAAAACUCUGACAGACAAUGAUCCUUGUUUGGCGAUAUCUUAUAACAGCAUUGGUCAAGUGUAUAAUAAAAUGGGUGAUUACAGCAGAGGACUUGAAUUAUACCAAAAAGCACUCCAUAUCAGAGAAAUAUGUCUGCCUCCAAAUCAUCCAGAGCUGGCCACAUCUUACGACAGCAUAGGUUCGGUAUAUGAAAGUAUGGCAGACUACUCCAACGCAAUCUCGGACUAUGAAAAGUGUCUUGCUAUACGCAAUAAAUCGCUACCUCCUAAUCAUCCUGAUGUAGCUGGUUCUUACAAUAAUAUCGCCGGAGUGUACGAAGCAAUGGGAGAUUACUCCAAAGCACUCGAGUGUUGUAAGAAAGGUUUUAGUAUUUACCAAAUGGCACUACCGCCGAAUCAUCCACGUUUAGCUGUUGCUUAUGCCUGCAUCGGUUCCGUCUAUGACAGCUUAGGCGACUACCCAAAAGCACUCGAGUACUAUGAAAAAGACCUUAAGAUCUGUCAGGAAGCAUUAUAUCCAAAUCAUCCUGAUUGGACGAAUUGCUACGGUAACCUUGGUUCAACAUAUGAUAAAAUGGGUGACCACUCGAACGCACUUGAAUUUUAUGAAAAAGCAAUCGAAGUCCACAAGAAAACGCUGUCAUCAAGUCACCCGAACUUUGUAGCGUGUCAUAGUAAUAUUGGUUUGACAUAUAAGAACAUGGGUCAGCAUAAAAAGGCUUUAUCACACUACGAAAAGGCAUUGAAAAAGAUGAAUGAGUGUGGAUCUAUGACGAACAAACUCGAACUCGCAACUAUAAAAAACAACGUUGGUUCAAUACAUUUUCUUAUGGGCAAUUUUCAGAAAGCACUAGAGUUUUACCAGGAAGCACUUACGAGCCGUGAAAAAGUACUGAGCCCACAACAUUUUGAUCUAGCAGCUUCUUGCAAUAACUGUGGUGCAGCUUAUACGGAAUUGAAUGAACUAAAAUGCGCUGAUGACUUUUACACCAAAGCACUUAACAUUUACGAAAGUAACAAUGUCCCAAAUCAUCCUGGGUUGGCCGCUUCCUACAAUAAUAUUGGUUACCUAUACGAAAAAAAGGGUAAACAUACAAAAGCACUUGAAUAUUAUGAAAAAGCUCGUCAAAUUCAUGAAGUAAUCCAUUCUAAUCAUCAUGAUGUGGCUACAAUCUACGAUAAUGUCGGCACAAGUUAUGACAGACUCGGAAAUGAUUCAAAAGCCGUAUCCUUUCACGAAAAUGCAAUCGCCAUUCGCCGGAAAGCUCUCUCAUCCGAUCAUCCAGAGCUAGCAGCUUCCUACAACAACCUCGGUAAAGUUUAUGACAAAAUGGGUCAACAUGAUCGAGCAGCAUCGGUCCUCCAGCGCGCACUUGAGAUCGGUGAAAGGGUGAUGCCUUCAAAUCACCCCCAUUUGGCUGUGUGCAGAGAGAAUCAAAAUUAUGUUAGGAAGAGAAUCUAGUGCCACUGUCACAGUGAUGCAACAGUUUGAAUAUAACCUAAGAAACACAUAUUUGCAAGGCUCUGAAAAGUUAAAUGUUUCAGUACAAUUCCAAUGAAAAAUUGUUCUCGACUACAGUGACGGGUGUGGAUGUGGAUAUCGAUGUGAAGCUAGCACGACGGCCAAUCAGGAGCGACUUUCAAAUCGACCAAUCAGCUUUCGAGCAUAAUUUACCAUUCACACUCCACGAAAUACCAUACAAAACUACCUUAGCAACCACACUAUUUUUCAUACAACCAAAACAAAAAUAAUAAUCUUUUCAAAACGAAUCAAAACAAGUUUCUCAAACACAUAAAACAUCACCUAUAU